GAAAAACCGAUCCUUUAGGCAUCAUGUUAGUUUGCUGAGGAAGCGCGCAAAGCACGCACGCAAGAGCGCACCUCUUGGAGAAGAUGGAUUGUAAGAAAAAGUUAAACGCGACUUCUGCUCCGCACUGAACAGAAGGGGUGGUAAUGCCCUGCAAACUUUGCGUGUUUCCAAACUUUUCUUAACUCGGUUCAUGGAGUUUCGCGUCAAGUCCGCAGAGGCUUGUUUGCGCUUUUUGCGUUCAAUGGUGGUGCCAGCUUAGUCCUAGUUUACGGGAAUCCGACUCCAGGCAAAGUUUUCCUCGGACAGAAAGACUGAGUGGAAGAGCUUCGGUUUCGACGUGAAAAGAGAGGGCAGAGACGGUUGUGACAGAAAUUGAAGAGCAGCAUGGAGACUUCAAAUCCAACAGCCACUGAGAAGAAGGAGUGUAAGGGCUCAGGUUUGGAUGGAAGCAGCUUCUCAGAACUCCCAAAAAAGCCCUCACCCACCACUCUGACCAGAGGUUCCCACCACCUCUUCCCUACGUUUCACGCACCCAUCCCAAUUGACAUGAGACACCACGAGGGGCGGUACCAUUAUGAGCCACACCCACUUCAUGCUAUGCAUGGACCUCCAGGACUGACGGGCAGUCCAGUCAUCUCAGAUAUUUCCCUGAUCCGUUUAUCACCCCAUGCGGCAGCUGGGACGGGUGAGUCACCGUUCAGCCCACCACAUCCGUACGUCAGCCCCCACAUGGAGCACUACCUACGCUCGGUACAUGGUAGCCCCACCCUCUCCAUGAUCUCAGCUGCCCGGGGACUGAGCCCUGCUGAAGUGACCCAUGAACACUUGAAGGACCGUGCCCUGUUUAGUCUCCCCCCUCCUCCACCGGGGGCCAACCCCACAGAGUACUACCAUCUGAUGGCCAGUGCCAGUCAGCGAAGCCCCUACGGUGACUUGCUGAUGCAGAGUGGUGCAGCAGCGGCUGCAGCAGCAGCAGCAGCUGCAGCUCAUCUCCCCGAUUACAUCAACCCCAUGGAUGUAUCACGUUUUUCUAGCCCACGGCUGACACCCCGGCUGAGCAGGAAGAGGGCACUGUCCAUCUCUCCGCUGUCAGAUGCCAGCAUUGACCUGCAGACCAUGAUCCGCACCUCGCCCAACUCCCUAGUGGCCUACAUCAACAACUCCCGCUCCAGCUCAGCCGCCAGCAGCUCCUAUGGGCACCUUUCAGUCGGAGGGAUCAGCCCCUCGUUCAGUUUCCCUCAUCCCAUCAAUCCAGUGGCAUACCAGCAGCUUUUGUCCCAGCAGAGGGGUCUCAACGCCUUCGGCCACACGCCUCCUCUCAUUCAACCAUCACCAUCCUCUUUCUCUGUUCGCCAACACCCCCUCACUGCUUCACCUAUGUCCACCUCUCACAACAGCUCCAACUCUGAGGCAAACCAGAAUGCCAAUGGAGACCCAGCAGUAAGCAGCACAGUCAAUCCACUGACCACCAAGAGAUCAAAAGUUAAGAUGGAAGCAGAAGGUCCACUGCCCAUCUCACCGUCCUCUCAGGACCAUGGUGGAGGGAUCUUGGACUUAAGUGAUGAUGUGGAUAAAGAUGAGUGCAAGCAGGAGCCUGAGGCCAUAUAUGAAACCAACUGCCACUGGGAGGGCUGUACCAAGGAGUAUGACACCCAGGACCAACUUGUCCAUCACAUCAACAAUGACCACAUCCAUGGUGAGAAGAAGGAGUUUGUGUGUCGCUGGGAGGAGUGUUCACGGGAGCAGAAGCCCUUCAAGGCUCAGUAUAUGUUGGUGGUCCACAUGAGGCGACACACAGGGGAGAAGCCGCAUAAAUGCACAUUUGAGGGCUGCUCCAAAGCUUACUCUCGCCUGGAGAACCUCAAGACCCACCUCAGGUCCCACACCGGAGAGAAGCCGUAUGUGUGUGAGCAUGAGGGCUGCAACAAGGCCUUCUCCAAUGCCUCAGACCGGGCCAAGCACCAGAACCGCACACACUCAAACGAGAAACCAUAUGUGUGUAAGAUCCCAGGUUGUACCAAGCGCUACACGGACCCUAGCUCUCUCAGGAAGCAUGUUAAGACAGUACACGGACCAGAAGCCCACGUCACCAAGAAACAACGUAGCGAUGCUCCUCCAAGACAGCAGCCACCCAAAGGCAACGGGGAGAAUGACGCAAAUUCCAGGCACGGUGCAAGAGGCGUGGACGGCAAGAUUGAGGCCAACAGCACCUCUAGAGGAGUGGAAGACUGCCUACAAAUCAAAUCUAUCAAGACAGAGACCGCUAUGACAUAUCAGUCCAGUCCUGGCGGCCACUCGUCAUGUAGCAGUGAGCCAUCGCCUCUCAGCAGCGCCAACAACAACGACAGUGGGGUAGAGAUGGCAAUGCACAGCGGGGGCAGCUUCGGGGACCUUAGUGCACAGGAUGAGUGCCCGAUGGUUGACUCCACUGUUCCCGCUGGGGGACAGCAGGGUGGGGUGGGCCUUCAGUUAAGGAAAACCGCAGGUCAUGGUGGCAGGGUCACCAUCAAGCUGGAAAACAUCAAGAAGGAAAGGCUGAAGACAGUGAGAGACUCCUGCCCCUGGGUCAACUCUGCACCACAGCCACCACAGGGCCAACGCAACAGCAUGAAGCUGCCUCCCAUACCUGCAGUCGGGUCCCUGCUGGAGAACUCCAAUGUGAUGAGUAACUUAAGUGGUCUGCACCCCAGCCAACGCAUGGGUGACCUGUCUUCAUGUGAAAUAACACUUUUGAACCAGUUGAAUGAGCGGCGUGACAGUACCACCAGCACCACCAGUUCAGCUUACACCUUGAGUCGGCGCUCCUCUGGUAUUUCACCCUGCUAUUCCAGUCGUCGCUCCAGUGAGGCAUCCCAGUUUGGUGCUAAUCGCCAUAACAAUAUCAGUUCGGCUGACUCCUAUGACCCAAUCUCCACUGAUCUGUCUCGCCGCUCCAGUGAGGCCAGCCAGUGUGGAGGUGGUGGUGUCAGUGGAGGAGGUGGAGGAGGUCUCCCAAGCCUCCUUAGUCUGACACCUGCUCAGCAUUAUCGGCUAAAGGCAAAGUACGCUGCUGCCAUUGGUGGAGCUCCACCUACUCCUCUCCCUAAUAUGGAUCGAAUGAGCCUGAGGACCCGCAUGGCAUUGUACAGUGAGUCUCAUGACGGCUCAUCUCAUCCAUUCCAUCAGCUACCCUCUGGAACUGCGCCCCGGCGCUGCAGUGACAUUGGAUAUGGCACCCAGAGCAUGAUGCCCCAUGAGGUACCCACCAACCUUCCACGCCGUGCUAGUGACCCAGUGCGUCGUCCCACACUCGACCAUCUCUCCUUUCCAAGGGUCCAGCGCUAUAACAGCAUGAAUAGCAUGAGCCCCAUGAAUGGUCCAUCUGCUGCAGAACGCCACCAGGCACUGGCUAUGCAGGGCUACACUCGCUCUGAUGGUAGCCUUCAACGCUACCCAUUUACCCCCAGACCACCUAGCAUUUCUGAGAAUGUAGCCAUGGAGAACAUGUCAGUAGAUGGGAUAAUGUAUGGGGGAGAGCAGAGUGGGGAGGAUGAUAUGGUGCUCCCAGAUGAUGUGGUGCAGUAUCUCAGAUCCCAGAAUUCUGGCCUCUCAGGUCACAACUCGGGGCAAGUGGACUAUCAUUCCAACAAUCAGACUCAGGGCUACCAGACAGGCAUGCCCCCACCAGCAUCAUUUUAUGCGCAGAGGAGGAUGGCCAUGGUGGAUGCCACCAUGACUCAGUCUAAUCAGGAUCUACCCUUCUCAGCACCAUCAGACAACAUGAACAAGAAUAACAUGCCCGUGCAGUGGAAUGAGGUGAGCUCAGGGACUGUGGACACCACGACCAAGCUCUCCAGACAGCAGCAUCCUCUCAGGGGGAACCUAGCUGUUGUUCAGCAGAGGCACAGUUUUGGAUCCUUCAAGGCACAAGGUCAGGGCCCGGGCAGCAACCAGCAGGUAGUGCCUACAAGUCAGAAUAUAUCUAUGCAGGGCUAUGCGAACCACAACAGCCAGAGGCUUAUGAACAUUACCCACCAGCAGAUUCAGCAACAGAGACAAUGCAAUAAUGUAAACUUUAGUGAGCAAAUGAGUCCUCAGCAAGGGUAUGGCCAAGAGGCAAUCCCAAAUUCUAUAGCUGGGAGCACUAGCGUGAGAACUACCUGCAACAGUAUGGCAGAUCCAGAACUGCAAAGUUACAGAGCAAGGACACAGGCUGAUGGGUAUUCUCAUAUGAACCAAGUGGAUCAGCAGCAAAAUUACAAUGUUCUCUCCCAGCAGCAGCACAAUAUACACAAUGGAGGCAGAGGAAUGUUACAACCCCGGCCUCCCACAGAGCCCAAGUCUAAUGCCAGGCAUUACACAGGGUCUAGUAUGAUGCAACCAAGCCGAAUACCCAAGUCAACUGAUUUGAGCAAUGGUAAUGACACCUCAGAAGCAAGCCCAAAGAGGCCCAGUGGGUCAGUGGCCCACAACAGCAACUCUGAAAAUCCACACUCUGCUGUGUUCUACACAGGUCAGAUUCAUAUGUUUGAGCCAACUUCUGUCAGCUUUGAUACCCCCAUGUCCCCCUGUGUCAGCCAGGUUCCUGCCAGCAACAACACUGCAGCAGCCAAUAUGGCUUCACCAGGAGUCAACCAGGUCUCCAGCAGUACAGUGGAUUCUUCUACUGGUGGAUCUGGUGGCACGGAGCAUGCCCAGAUUGACUUUGACACCAUGCUAGAUGAUGGAGACCACUCCAGCCUAAUGUCGGGCACCCUGAGUCCUGGCCUUCUGCAGAGCCUCUCCCAGAGCUCCUCACGUCUGACAACCCCUCGCAACUCUGUCACCCUCGCAUCUGUACCAGCAGGGAUUGGCAACAUGGCCAUCGGUGACAUGAACUCCAUGCUCACAGCUUUGGCUGAAGAAAGCAAGUUCCUCAACAUGAUAAGCUGAGAGCAAUCAAACACCUCAUUAUCGACCCAUUCUUACCAUUUCUACAUCAGGAAUAUAUGGACUACAACAGAAAGCACUGAUUGAACAAUGCAAAACUGGUUAUUUCAUGCAUUUUUUACUUCACUGUUCAUAGUAAUAUGCUUAUCUUGUAAUAUUCGCUUCAGAUUAUAAUAUGUUACAUUAAAAUUGAAUAGUAAGUAUAGUUAGGGUUAAGGACCAUUUUCUAUCAUCAUUUGUUAAAAAGCCAUACUUUUUGCUACAAAUAUAUGAUAGCGCAGGGUAUAUAAAUGCAUCUACAAACAACUGCCAUUCAGUAUUUGCUGGUGUUAAAGCCCUUUAGAAAGUGGUGCACUGAAAGCAGUUCACAUAGUGCCUUGCUGAGGACAUCAAGGCUGAGUGUUUGAGUAUGACAUGAAAACAAAGUUACCAGGAAAUGGUUCUGAUAUGUAGAUAUCAGAUAAUAUUUUCUCAUGAAGACCUUUAUGUGCAUAGAUUAUACUGUAUGGUACUUGCUUUAAAUUAUGCUAUAGACUUUUGAUGUUUGAACUAGGGCUGUCAAAGGUACAGUAUAAUGAACAACUACUAUUAAUUCAGAAAGGAUUUUUUUUUUUAAAUGACACCAGCAUUUAUGUAUGUUUGUUUUUCAGGAUUGCAAAACACAUCUUCACAAGGCUAAGCUACAGUUUGCUGUACCUUCUAUAUGCACAAUUCAAUAUGUGAGAUAUGUGAAGAGACUUGCAGUGCUAACCUGGAACACACACUAUAAAAAAAGUUGAAUUGAAAAUGAAAAAGUUGAAAUGAAAAUGGAAAUGAAUAAGAAAGAUGAACUUUUUAUUUUUGGUCAGAUUUAAAUCACAUGAUUCAGAAGGACAUCUAUAGUAAUGUAUGUAAUCUUUUGCAGGCAAAUAUCACAGAACUAGAGUGUCUUAUCUUUUCACUUCCCUGGCAAGCAUGCUGGUACUGAAAGCACUGAAGAAACAUAGUCAGAGCCCAACAGCAAAUCAUGCAUGUAGAAAUUGAUACAUACUUAUUAUGAAAAAAAAACUGAAAACAUUAACUGCUUUUACAGUUUAUAUAUGCACUUAAUACAAGUAUCUUGCAAUGAAGUAUUACCUUAGCAACAUCUCUUGUGCACAACUUUUUUUGUAUUGCUGAGUUUCAAUUACAUCUAGAUUUUGGAAUAAAGUUUUAUUUGUGAUUCUGAACACAUUUUGCCUACAUUAGACAUAUUGAAAGUAUAAGUGUUUUUUUUAAAUUUGAUGAAAGUCAAUGUGCAGCAAUACCAUUCAAACAUAAAUUUGUAACUAAUUGCUUUUUACAAAAUGGAGCAUUUGACAGCCCUAGUUCAAACUCGUGGUAGUGCAAAAUUAUACUGUAGUCAACAGAUAUUAAGUGCUUUUUGAUCAUGUUCCGAACUCUUGGGGAUGGCACUGAUGAACACUGAACGCAUUUCCUUCUUUGCCCUCUGGAUCAGAGGCAUUAACUCCCCAUGGUCCCAUCUCAUAAGGGUAAAUAAUUGGGAAGGACAAGGAUGUGCCUCUGUGUCAGUCGAUCAGGGCGCAUGAAUCCCUGUGUCUGAUGAACAGCAUUCUCUAAAAGAAUAUACAAGUACCUCUGUGUGUUCUCAGUAGAGAUCCAACCCUAAUUAACACAUUCAUGCACCCUCCCUUCACUCUACCCCAUAUCUCCCCUGGGUUCUGGAUGAACUGCAAAGAGUCAAGGAAGGGACUCCGACUUUGAUAAUGAAAUCCUGCUUCUGACAGGACUGGUGAACUAGCCCUCCAAAUUCCUCAGUUUUAUUAUGUUUGUUGAAUUUCUAAGUAGCCCUUCAAAUGUUUGUGUGUAUGCUAUCAUUCACUUUACUAUGCUCAGUGUGUGU
Xiphias gladius (swordfish) is the source of this 6790-nucleotide messenger RNA. RefSeq names its product GLI family zinc finger 2a (gene gli2a). Gene Ontology annotation, biological process: smoothened signaling pathway; regulation of transcription by RNA polymerase II. The transcript is spliced from 14 exons. Gene Ontology annotation, molecular function: DNA-binding transcription factor activity, RNA polymerase II-specific; RNA polymerase II cis-regulatory region sequence-specific DNA binding. Bases 385 to 4911 code for a protein of 1508 amino acids. NCBI's taxonomy places the organism in Eukaryota, Metazoa, Chordata, Actinopteri, Istiophoriformes, Xiphiidae. The record is from RefSeq and is a predicted model, not a curated record. Gene Ontology annotation, cellular component: nucleus.